AUGUCUCGCCAACUCAUCUCCAGCGAAAAGUUCCCUACCAAGCCUCACAACUGCCCCGCGGUCAAGGUUCCCGGUCUCGUCUUUUGCGCAGGCCAAACUGCCACAGGAGAGAUUAAGCAAGCUACAAGGACCGUUCUCCAAAACCUCAAGGAGGUCCUCGAGUUGUCCGGCUCUUCCCUCGAGCAGGUCGUCAAAUACAAUGUCUACAUUUCCGAUAUGAAGGAUUUCGCCGCUAUGAACGAGGCCUACAUUGAUUUCCUUCCUCAACCUAUGCCCUCUCGCUCUUGUCUUCAGGCCCUCGCCCCUGGCAACGGCACAGUCAUUGAGAUUGAAUGCAUUGCCCAGGUUUAA
This is a messenger RNA of Penicillium brevicompactum, 351 nucleotides long. Its product is annotated as RidA family protein. The coding region runs from base 1 to 351 and encodes 116 amino acids. Gene Ontology annotation, cellular component: mitochondrion; cytosol. The transcript has 3 exons. The record is from RefSeq and is a predicted model, not a curated record. Gene Ontology annotation, molecular function: deaminase activity. NCBI's taxonomy places the organism in Eukaryota, Fungi, Ascomycota, Eurotiomycetes, Eurotiales, Aspergillaceae.